This is a messenger RNA of Chelonoidis abingdonii (Abingdon island giant tortoise), 2300 nucleotides long. Its product is annotated as G-protein coupled receptor 183-like. Lineage: Eukaryota; Metazoa; Chordata; Testudines; Testudinidae. Gene Ontology annotation, cellular component: membrane. The record is from RefSeq and is a predicted model, not a curated record. Gene Ontology annotation, biological process: B cell activation involved in immune response; G protein-coupled receptor signaling pathway. Gene Ontology annotation, molecular function: oxysterol binding; G protein-coupled receptor activity.
CAAAAAGGAAACAUUCAUAGUUAAGCUACACUGCUCUACACAAUUACUGCACAGAGGAUCUAAAAAGCCACUGAUAUCGCUAUAGCAUUUCCUCCAGAAACACCAGUUGUGAAAAUGGUCACCGUCACCCCAGCUUUUACAACUCCUCAGACAAACUCCUGCGACCUGUAUGAACAUCAAAAUACAGCAAGGAUCUUACUGCCUGUGUUUUACAGCUUUAUUUUAAUUCUUGGUGUGUUUGGAAAUGGACUUGCCCUUGUUGUCAUUUUUAAAAACAGAAAAAAAAUCAACUCUACUACCCUCUAUUCCACAAAUCUUGUCCUCUCAGACAUUCUUUUUACUACUGCCUUGCCUACACGAAUAGCAUACUAUGCACUAGGAUUUCACUGGCCAUUUGGAGAAACACUUUGCAGACUAACUGCUCUCAUAUUUUAUAUCAACACAUACGCAGGUGUAAACUUUAUGACUUGCUUAAGUAUUGACAGGUUUUUUGCCGUAGUCCACCCUUUUCGAUACAACAAAAUCAGAAGAAUUAAACAUGCCAAGUAUAUUUGUAUAUUUGUCUGGUUUCUUGUAUUUAGCCAAACACUUCCAUUGCUCAUACAGAACAUGUCAAACGAGGAAAGAGAAAGGACUACAUGCAUGGAAUAUCCAAACUUUGAAAAAAUUCCACAUCUACCAUGGAUACUUCUUGCUGCCUGUUUAAUAGGGUACAUCAUUCCCCUUGGAAUUAUACUAUUUUGUUAUUCUCAAAUUAGUUGCAAACUUUUUCAAACUGCUAAGGAAAACCCAUUAACUGAAAAAUCAGGUAUAAACAAAAAGGCCAUCAACACAAUCAUUUUUGUAAUUGUCGUUUUUGUCAUCUGUUUUACUCCUUAUCACAUUGCAAUUAUCCAACACAUGAUCAAGAAGCUUCAAUAUAAUCCUUUGUGCAGUGAACAGCAAACCUUCCAGAAGUCCCUCCAUUACACUGUGUUUCUGAUGAAUUUUAACUGCUGCAUGGAUCCUUUCAUCUAUUUCUUUGCAUGUAAAGGAUACAAGAGGAGGAUAAUGAAAAUACUGAAACGUCAAGUUAGUAUAUCAGUUUCAAGUGCCGUCAGGUCAGCUCAUGAAGAAAGCUCACGUGAGAUGGGAGAAACACACAUGACUAUAUUUUCAAAAUCUUCAAAUGGAAAGUUAUAAACUGAAAAUACACAUUCCAGUAAUGCAAGUUUAAAAAUACUGGGCCUACAGUAAAUACUGUUUAUGCUUCCGUGCAGCAAAUUAAGUAAGAUUGUUUCACGGUAUCUUAGGAAAUCAAAGGUGAUGUUGGACUAAAAAAUAAAUGGUCAUGUGAAAGCAAGAAAACUCAGAAUUAGUAUUUUCUAAACUGAAUCACUUUGACCUGGCUUCAUGAAUUUUCUAGGAGAUUUCCACCACUGAGUAUGACUUGCACCUUUCCAUUGCUGGAUUUUAGGAAAGCUUGAUUCACACUAUCUACUAGUUCUCUGAGAAAGGAAUAAACUAAAAACAGCUAAUAGCUCAGAGUGACUAAAAACCAACACAUCUAAAAAGAGGUAAACAUCUGACUGAGCUCCAAUGUAAGCACUCUUGACUAACAUGGUGUGUUAUGUGCACUGGACUGACAGGGCAAUGGUAAAGACAUAAAACAAAGAAAAUAACUUUUGAAGGAAAAUAAAAUGUACAUUUUUUCAUGGAUAAUUAUAAAUGUGUAAUUUAGAUCCUUCUGGAGGUAGGGUUGGAUUACAGUAUUCAAAACAUGAACAUCUUAUCUAAAUUUAUCAUGGAUAACUUUGUGAGAAUACUAGUGAGAGAGAGUUAAGACACUGUUAGUUUGUAAAAUUUUGCAUGUGUAAGUAAAUCUAAAGAACAAAGAGUAUUGUUUCCCACAACUACCCAAAGGUCUUCCAGGUUCCUGCUAAAGUCACAGGUUGCAAUAACAAUAAGAUAAAAGAUUCUAGAAAUGGGAAGAAAUGUUUAUAGUUGAAAUCACCACAAUGUGUUAAAUUUGUUCGUUAUAAUGGGAAGUGUGACUGCCUCUUCUUGGACACUGUUUAUGUGGAGGGCUACUAAAUGAAAACAGCAGAAGGAGCAAGCUUCACCAUCAUGGUUGCUGCUGCCCACACCAUCUUCUGGGAUGCAUCACACCACCAUGGGGCCUUCAUCGUUCUGAACCAGAAAUAUGCCUUGACAAGACCAAGCCAUAGUGGGAACAGAUGACACCAAUAUCAGAGGUGCUGGAACAACUUUUCUAGUGGGAGUGCUGAGAGCCAUUGACUCAAACUGUAAACCCUGUAUAU